AACAUGUAAGUCAUGCCCAAUGAGAUGAAAACUAGAUUCAAACUAUAUUUUGGUGAAUGAACUAGGUACCAACGAAUCAAACUUACGUUUCACUUCCGGGUUGCGUUGUUAGCCUGUCAAAGGCAAAAGGUGAAUGUGUGGAUGUAGUGCAUGUUGAGAGUCACAAUGCCGCUGGAGGUCAAGUGGCCAUUCCCAAAAUGCCCAACGUUGGCAUGGAGGCUGUCCGGCUCGCUCGUUAUGGGCAUGGUGGGCUCCUACUCCUACCUAUGGACCAAGCACAUGAACUCCCUGACGGUGCAUAACCGUGACGUACUGUUGGAGCUCAUUGACCAGCGGCCUGCUGACACGCCCCUCAUUACAUUGUCUAAUCACCAGUCUUGUAUGGACGACCCACACAUCUGGGGUGUCCUGAAGUUUAGACACUUGUGGAACUUCAACAAGAUGCGAUGGACUCCAGCAGCAUCUGACAUCUGUUUCACGAGAGAGUUGCACUCUCGUUUCUUCAGCCGAGGGAAAUGUGUGCCGGUCUGUAGAGGUGAUGGGGUGUACCAGAAAGGCAUGGAUUUUAUUCUGGAAAAGUUGAACAGAGGGGAAUGGGUACACAUCUUUCCUGAAGGUAAAAUAAACACGAGUGAAGAAUUUAUCAGAUUAAAAUGGGGUGUGGGACGCCUAAUUGCAGAGUGCACUCUAAAUCCUAUCAUCCUUCCUCUGUGGCAUGUGGGUUUGAGUGACGUCCUCCCCAAUGUGAGCCCCUACAUUCCUCGGAUUGGCAAGAGAAUCACCAUCCUCGUGGGGAAACCCUUCAGCGUCAAAGACCUUGUGGAAAAUCUCCGAGCAGACAAAAAGAGCCAGUUGCAGAUGAGGAAGACGCUGACGGACGUCAUCCAGGUGGACUUCCAGAGACUUAAAUUUCAAGCUGAGGUGCUCCACAAAUCUUGAGCUGGGUGCACCUUCACAUGAAGACGAGGCUCAGAGCCACAACAUGACUGCAUUUGAAAGUGGAAUUCAUUUUUAUCAAAGGAACUCAGAACAGUUUUCCAUUCAUAUGUAUUGAAUUAUGUUGGAUGGGACUGAACAUAAGCCAAAAUCAUCUGUGUUUAGACACAAGAGCAUGAUUUUU
Molecule: messenger RNA, 1120 nt
Organism: Corythoichthys intestinalis (scribbled pipefish)
Lineage: Eukaryota; Metazoa; Chordata; Actinopteri; Syngnathiformes; Syngnathidae
Gene: tafazzin
Product: tafazzin, phospholipid-lysophospholipid transacylase
Exons: 11
Coding region: 151-939 (262 amino acids)
Biological process (GO): inner mitochondrial membrane organization; cardiolipin acyl-chain remodeling
Cellular component (GO): mitochondrial membrane
Molecular function (GO): 1-acylglycerophosphocholine O-acyltransferase activity
Source: RefSeq, a predicted model, not a curated record